This is a messenger RNA of Neurospora tetraspora, 1840 nucleotides long. RefSeq lists its product as uncharacterized. The transcript is spliced from 3 exons. The record is from RefSeq and is a predicted model, not a curated record. Bases 150 to 1658 code for a protein of 502 amino acids. Lineage: Eukaryota; Fungi; Ascomycota; Sordariomycetes; Sordariales; Sordariaceae.
UUUGGCAGAAGUCUUCCUCUUUCUAAAAUAAAAGAGGUUCUGCGACAGUAUUCCAUACCACGGUAAUCAACAAACCACUGCGAGUAACAUCUACACAGCCUUCACUUGACUCGCGACAGGAGCAACCUUUUUUUUAAACAGCGCAAAUCAUGUCCGCCAACGCGUCGGCAGCGCCCUCGAGGCAAACAACAAUGGCGAGCACCGCCAGCGAUGACUUGGCCAUUCCCGAGUUCGAUCCCAACAGCACCGCCGGUGUUCUCGUCGAGCGUCUCCGGGCAUGGAAGCACGCCGUCGCCUACCUCGAAGACUACGUCGAGGCUGUUGAGAAGAUUCACCAUUCUCAAGCCAAGGAAUAUGAGAAGGUCUUGAAGACCAUUUCCCACCCCCUGAGGGAAGGGGAUCACUUCUCCCAAAUUGCCACCAAUGUCACCGGUGUCGCGACCAUGUUCGAGGUUCUGCGCGCCAAUACCCAGGGCAUGAUCAACAGCAACCUCGAGACACAGAAGAAACUCAAGGAGACCGUCCUCCACGACCUGAAGGGCUUGCACCACGAAAUCAAGGACUAUUCCAAGAGGCUCUCGAACAGCCUGAACAAGGGCGCUAAGGCGGUCGAGAAGUCCCGCAACACGACUCAAAAGCAUAUCGAGCUGCUCGGCCAGCACGUUGCCUCAUUCGGGGCGAGCGGCGCCGAGAUCACUCCGGCCGAUGAUCCUUAUGUUCUUCGCCAAGGCGUCAUCUACCGCCUCCACAACCAGAUUCAAGAUGAAAACAAUCAUCGCACCGAACUCAUCACCGCCCAAGCCCAGUUCAAGGAAUUUGAGGUCAAAGUCGUUAAGUGCAUCCAAAAGGCCAUGGAGGACUUGAACACACUCGCUGGUGGCCAUGCCGAGCAGAUUCGUGGUCUAUACGCCCAAGUGCUCCAAACCUCCCAGAACAUCCCGCCCGAGUUUGAGUGGCAGGAAUUCCGGGCCCGCAGGGCCGACGUUCUCGUCAACGAGAACGAACCGCCUCGUGAACUCGGCCACUUGCUCCCCUUGGUUCCCAACGUCGAUAACCCCUCUACCAAGGCGCUCAUCGAGGGCUCGCUUGACCGCAAGUCUCGCAACAAGCUCUCGUGGGGCUACAGCACUGGCUACUACGUAGUUACCCCUGCCAGGUACCUUCAUGAGUUCAAGGACAACGACCCCAAGCGCAAGGACCCCCAGCCCGAACUCAGCAUUUACUUGCCCGAUGCCAUCAUCGGUGCCCCCAACGGCGAGAAGUUCCACGUCAAGGGCAAGGACAAGUCCAAGGGCCUCACCAGCAAGUUGGCGGGCACCUCGGAGUUGCAAUUCAAGGCCCACAGCGCCGCGGAAGCUCAGAAGUGGUUCGAAGUCAUUAGGAAUGUCACCGGCGCUCUUGGUCCUGGCGUAGCCACCCCCGUCACCACUCCCACCCCGGACACCGAGGACAAGAAGCUCGAGGCUGCGACCAACAACCUGACUCUGAACGAGGCCCAGAAGACUGGUGUGGUUGCCAGCCCGACCAACAUUUCGCCCGUUGACACCAAGGCUCCGGUUGCCGCCGCUCCUCCUGCUUAUGCUAAUGCGGGUGACGCGAAGGUGCCUGUUGCUGCCCCCGCGGCCGCGGCUCCUGAAAAGGGUGCUUUGCCUAACUAGUAGAACGGCAGCAGCCAUUCCAUUCAGGUACAAGUCGGGUCUGACGACCAUGAUGAUGAUAAAAAUCGAGACAAAAAGCAACAAGAACUGAUGUGUUACGCCGAAAGAAAGAAAACAACAACCACGCCAUGGAAUUGAAAACGACAUGCUCGCCGACGUUGGGUUGGUUGGUUGGUUGGUCG